AUGACCUUAGCACAUGAGGUUUCGGCCUCAGGAGGGUUGAGGGUUCAGUUGGAAUGGUCCAAAGGACAAGCUCAGAAGCAGCAAAAUCAUCUAGGACAAUCAAAAGGUCAGAAUGACCACAGGACAAUCAAUCAACAUUCAACUAGUAGUGCUAUCAGCACACAAAAUCAUCAAUCAAGUGACGUUAAAUCAACUCAACUCAGCAGACAAUCACCGACGAGAGCAAUCUGCUCAAGUCAAACAAUUCCAAGUCAUCUACAUGAUCAUUCAACGCUGUUAGCAACAGCAAAAGUCAGAGCCAAUUCACAUUCAGGGAGUUACAUUGCACGAGUGCUCAUAGAUCCUGGAUCAGAGCUAACACUAAUCACUUCUUAUCUAGCCAAUCUGCUGCAACUGAGAAAACACCAUCAGACAAUCAACAUAAGAGGAGUGGGCAGCUCUAAGCUCACUCAAACAAAAGGUGUAACAUUCUGCGAGCUACAAUCAUUAUCAUCCAAUCAUUCAGUACACAUUCGAGCUCACAUAAUGAAACAGUUGACAGCUUCAAUUCCAAAAGUGCCAUGUAAUUAUCCCAACAAUCACUGGCCUCAUCUCAAUGGAUUAACACUAGCUGAUCCAACAUUCAACACUCCACAAUCGAUAGACAUUCUACUUGGAGCUGACUUUUAUGGACAAAUCAUCAAACAAAAUAUCAUAUUUCAUUCUCCAACAGCUCCUAUAGCUCAACUUUCUAUCUUUGGUUGGCUAAUUCUUGGUCCAGUAGCACCAAAUUCAUCAGUCAAUCACUAUCACAUUCAUCAUGCUACUACAAUCACGAACCAUGAAGACAUUCAAGAGUUGCUAACAAAAUUCUGGGUCCAAGAAGAAGUUCCUAUGUCAAAUCAACAUCAAUUAUCAUCCUUGGACCAACAAUGUGAAGAUUUCUUUAAAUCAACUCACUCUAGACAUUCAUCAGGACGAUAUAUUGUUAGAAUCCCACUCAUUUCUUCACCCUCAGCUCUUGGGGACUCCUAUACAACUGCGUAUCGAUGUUUGAGGCGUCAGUUGAGGAGAUUAACCAACGAGACUGAAUACAGCAAUCUGUACAGACAAUUCAUGAAAGAAUACGAAGAACUCGGUCAUAUGAGACCUGCUCCAACAAUCAACCCAGAGUCUCAAGACAUUCAUCCAUAUUUUCUUCCUCAUCAUGGGGUAUUAAGGCCAAGUAGCACUACCACCAAGCUCAGAGUAGUCUUCAAUGGAUCCAGCCCGACGUCAACUGGAAUCUCAUUGAAUGACAUCACUCAUACUGGAGCAAAAAUUCAAUUGGACAUCUUCGACGUACUUCUUUGGGUUCGUCAACAUCAAUACGUAUUCGCAACCGACAUAACAAAAAUGUAUCGUCAAAUAAUGGUUCAUCAUGAAGAUUGGAAGCUUCAACAAAUUCUUUGGCUAGACAAUCACAACAGAAUCAUCCCAUAUCAACUCACAACAGUAACCUACGGCACUAGAUCAGCUCCUUAUCUAGCAGUUCGUGUGUUACUGCAAUUAGUAGAGGAUGAAGGCCAUAAAUAUCCAAAAGCAACUCAGACAAUCAUUAAAGGCAGAUAUGUCGACGACAUAUUUGGAGGAGCAGAUUCUCCAGAAGAACUAAUUCAAGUUGCUGAGGAAUUAAUCAACUUGUGCAAGGCGGGCGGCUUUCCCCUUGCAAAAUGGCAAUCAAACAGUCAAUCACUUCUUCAAAAAACGUCACAAUCAUCAGGCAAUCAACAAAAAAAUCACCUUCGAAGACUGCACUACAAAAUUCUUGGACUUCAAUGGAAUCCAAGCUCAGACACAUUCACAUUCACAUCAAAAUCAGUCACUCAUGAGUCAACAUAUUCAAAACGCCUCAUUCUUUCAGAAGUAGCUCAAAUUUAUGAUCCUUUGGGGUUUGUGUCACCAAUCACAAUCAGAGCUAAGAUGCUUCUUCAAGAACUCUGGUUACACAACCUCAGCUGGGACAAACCAGUCCCACAAUCAAUCAUCAAUCGCUGGCUGAUCAUCAGAGAAGAAUUCACUCAACUUCAUGAGAUUUCACUUCCCCGAUGGAUUCACACAACCAGACAUUCAACUGUCGAGAUUCAUGGAUUCUCUGAUGCUUCACAGCUUGCGAUGGCUGCAGCAAUCUACUUAAAAUUCAAUUCACCGUCCACAGGGCCCAAAAUCACACUCAUCUGUGCGAAAACUAAAGUAGCACCAAUCAAACAAAUCACGAUCCCCAGGCUAGAGUUAACUGCUGCGUUAAUUCUAGCGAAACUCACGAAGUAUGUUCGAGCUACACUCCACAGAGUGAACAUACAUUCAAUUCACUUAUGGACGGACUCUUCAAUCACACAUUCAUGGAUCAAUUCAAAUGCAGGACGCUGGAAGGACUUUGUAAGGAACAGAGUAGUGCAAAUUCAAGAACUAGUUGCGGACGCGCACUGGCACCACAUUUCUGGCAAGGAAAAUCCAGCGGACUGUGCUUCAAGAGGCAUCACAGCAAAUCAAUUAAAAGAUUACUCGCUAUGGUGGAGGGGACCCACCUGGUUAGCUGAAAAUCAAGAAAACUGGCCAGUAAAUUCACCACCAGCUGACGAGGCUUGCAACUUAGAAGCUCGUCCUGGAAUUUCACUCAUCGCAGCAAUUCAAGAUACAAUAAUUCAAUGGGACUUGGUCAACAGAUAUUCAACACUCAACAAACUACUUAGAAUCACCGCCUUAAUCAUCAAAUUCACUUCAAGACUUCGACAUUCUUCAGUUACCAGUCCUUUAGCAUCAAUCACAACAGCUGACAUCGAAAAAGCGAGAAUCUUCUGGAUAAAGUCUACUCAAGCAGCACAUUUCACCAAGAAAUCAGGACUUUAUCCAACAAUCAACAUCUUCCACCAAACCAUUCAUUUAACAGACUCACAGCAUACGUUGACUCAGAAGGAGUUCUACGAGUAG
This is a messenger RNA of Chelonus insularis, 2949 nucleotides long. RefSeq lists its product as uncharacterized. The record is from RefSeq and is a predicted model, not a curated record. NCBI's taxonomy places the organism in Eukaryota, Metazoa, Arthropoda, Insecta, Hymenoptera, Braconidae. The coding region runs from base 1 to 2949 and encodes 982 amino acids. The transcript has a single exon.